GUCAUGCUCCUGUGUCUCGGGGUGUGUUUGUUUGCGAGAGGAAGAGGCUGGUUGGAUGUUGGGCGGGUCUAGCAGACAGACAGACCCGAGAAAAGCUCCGAUCCGCCGCCGCCUCGGACAAACGGACCGCGGACUCCCGACAGACGGACGGACGCAGCGGAGCGGCGCUCAGACCGAGGGACAGCCGGGAGGAUGGACCGGCGGAGCGGCCGUCGGUAGCGCUCUGACCGCGGGGACGGAGCUCCAGGAUGAGCGUAGCGCUGCAGGACCUCCGGAACACCAUGUCCAGCUACAAGCGAGCUACGUUUGAGGAGGAGGAGGUGUCGGACGCUCCGGCUGAGGCGGCCUCGUCUCCCGACAGAGUAGAGGUGGGUUUCAGGAAGGGCGGCGUGGACCUUCUGGGCCGGAGAACCCAGCUGGAGGUUCUGCUGUCGGUUCUGCUGCUGGCCGCCCUGCUGGCUCUGCUGGCCUGCCUGGUGGUUCUGGGUCUCGGCUUUAGUUCUGACAGUGGGCGUGGCCUGUGUCUGUCGGAGGCGUGCGUCACGGUGGCCAGUCAGAUGGUGGAGGCGAUGGACCGCAGCGUCGACCCGUGUCACGACUUCUACCAGUUCGCCUGCGGAGGCUGGAUGAGGAAGAACCCGCUGCCAGAAGGACGGUCCAGAUGGUCGACCUUCAACAGCAUCUGGGAGCAGAACCAGGCGCUGCUCAAACACCUGCUGGAAAACGGGACGUUUAACGGCAGCAGUGAGGCUGAGAGGAAGACUCAGUCUUAUUAUCUUUCCUGCCUGAACACUCAGAGAAUCGAGGAGCUCGGAGCUCAGCCUCUUAUUGACCUCAUUGCCAAGAUCGGCGGCUGGAACAUGACGGGUCCGUGGGACAAAGACAACUUCAUGGAGGUUCUGAAGGUGGUUUCAGGUCCAUACAGAGCUCAGCCGUUCUUCAGUGUCGGAGUCAGCACCGAUCCCAAAAACUCCAACAGCAACGUGAUCCAGGUGGACCAAUCAGGACUCUUCCUGCCGUCCAGAGAUUAUUACCUCAACAAGACAGCCAAUGAGAAGGUGCUCGUGGCCUACCUGGACUACAUGGUGGAGCUCGGGAUGCUGCUGGGUGGAGAGAGGAGCUCCACUCAGCUUCAGAUGCAGCAGAUUCUGGAGUUUGAGACAGCGCUCGCCAACAUCACCGUCCCUCAGGACCAACGGAGGGACGAGGAGAAGAUCUACCACAAGGUGACCAUCGCCGAGCUCCAGAUGUUGGCUCCAGCUGUGGACUGGCUCGACUACCUGCUGUCUUCUCUGUCUCCUCUGGAGCUGAACGACACCGAACCGGUCGUCCUGUACGCCAGAGAGUACCUGCAGCAGGUGUCUGAGCUCAUCAACAGGACGGACCGCAGUCUGCUGAACAACUACAUGAUGUGGACGCUGGUUCAGAAGAGCGUCGCCAGUCUGGAUCAACGCUUCGAGAACGCUCAGGACAAACUGGUGGAGAGUCUCUACGGAACCAAGAAGUUAUGCACCCCUCGCUGGCAGACCUGCAUCGGAAACACCGACGACACUCUGGGCUUCGCUCUGGGCGCUCUGUUCGUCAAAAAGACGUUCGACAAACAGAGCAAAGAGAUUGCCGAAGAGAUGAUCAAUGAGAUCCGCUCAGCGUUUAAGGAAGCUCUGGACCGACUCAGCUGGAUGGACGACCAGACGAGGCAGGCGGCUAAAGAUAAGGCCGACGCCAUCUACGACAUGAUCGGUUUCCCAGAAUUCAUCCUGGACCCCAAAGAGCUGGACGACGUUUACGACGGGUACGACGUGUCGGACGACAGCUUCUUCCAGAACAUGCUGAACUUCUACAACUUCUCAGCUCGAGUGAUGGCCGACCAGCUGAGGAAGACGCCCAACAAAGACCAGUGGAGCAUGACUCCGCCCACCGUUAACGCCUACUACAUGCCCACCAAGAACGGCAUCGUCUUCCCCGCCGGGAUCCUGCAGGCUCCUUUCUACGCCCACGACCACCCGAAAGCGUUGAACUUCGGUGGCAUCGGGGUGGUGAUGGGUCACGAGCUCACGCAUGCCUUCGACGAUCAGGGUCGUGAGUACGAUAAGGAGGGGAACCUGAGGCAGUGGUGGCAGAACUCGUCGGUGGAGGCGUUCCGUCAGAGAACCGAGUGCAUGGUGGACCAGUACAACCGCUACACCGUCAACGGAGAGCACGUCAACGGCAAACAGACGCUGGGAGAAAACAUCGCCGAUAACGGAGGGCUGAAGGCUGCGUACCACGCGUAUCGGUCGUGGAUCCAGAGAAACGGCGAAGAAAAGAGGCUUCCUGCCGUCAACCUGACCAACGACCAGCUCUUCUUCGUGGGAUUCGCACAGGUGUGGUGCUCCGUCCGAACACCAGAGAGCGCUCACGAGGGCCUGGUGACCGACACCCACAGCCCGCCUCGGUACCGGGUCAUCGGCACGCUCGGCAACUCGCCGGACUUCAGCCGCCACUUCAACUGUCCUGCCGGAACGCCCAUGAACACCGGGAAGCGCUGCGAGGUCUGGUAGACGGGACGAGGAGGGGGGCGGAGUCUCCAGGAGGGGGCGGGGUUAAUUAGGUCCGCCUGUUAACGAGCAGGUUGACGAGCUCAUUAGUGUCUUAAUUAGAGGUGUUCAGGUGCGGGUGCAGGUGUAACCUUCAGUUAUUAAUUAGCGACGUCAGACUCACUUCCUGUCUGGAACCUGAAGUGGACUUCACACAGAGACACGAAGGACUGAUGAUGAAGACGAUGAUGAUGAAGCCACGUGGGACAGUUGCUGAUUUCUGCUUAAUCACCGUUAUUGAUAUUAUUAUUAUUAUUAUGAUUAUUAAUGGGCUUUGGUUUGUGUGUGUGAGUGUUGUCUGUCGUAUGAAAGUGCUCUCUCCGAUGACAUCACUGUGAUGACCUCAUACAAACUGCUACAUCAUCCGUGUGGCCACUAGAGUUACAGAGAAAGCCGUCGUCUGAUUGACUGGUGGGUUUCGUUUCUGAAUUAAGGUGCAGUUUAAGGUUUUAAACACCAAUCAGUAGAUAAAUUAAUGGGAAGGAAGGGUUUUAAUUGGUUCCACGGAGGUUUUUAAGCAGCACAAACACUUGGUUCAUUUUAAUUAUUGACCAGAUUGCAUGACAAUGAUCCGUUCUUAAACCGUGUAGAUAAUCUGUUACAAUCCUUUAACUGAUCCUGAUAACGCUGGUUAAGGAGGACCUUAAUUUAUUGGGUCAGUUAAAGGAUCCAGUUCCUGAGUGUUACUGAAGUGAGAAUGAAACUCUUUGUCAAACCACUCUACAUAUGCCACUGUUUUAACGUGAAGUAAGAAUAUCUUUUCCUUCUAUGUGCCAUGUCACAGCCCUUUAAUCAACCUGCUAAUUAGCACCUUGAAGCUCGUCAGAAUUCGACAUUUUUUGGCAGUUUUAAGGCGAAAACGAAGGGAUUCAAACCACUCCACGCUCUGUAACCACUAACCGCCGUACUAGUGUUGUCAUGGUAACCGAAACGUACAAGCAGCCACUGUUGAUUAAAUCCAAGACGUCAGAAGCGAUUAGACUCUUACUCUGAAGCUGAAAUUUGCAACGUUGCCUUAGAAUUUCAAACUAAAAUGCCUAAUAAAAAACAGAAACGCCAGCUGUUUGUGGAGCUCGGCUGAUUACAGAUCAGCCUUUAGAGUCCGAUCUUAGACUAGAACAGCAGCCAGCGUGGUGCGUUCAGGGACUGAAAUGAUCUUUGACUGUCAACAACAAAGAGGAGAGGCGUUCAGGAACAAAAGUGAGUGUGGGACAUUCAGGAAUAUAAUUGUUCAGAGACUUGAAAGGACCGGGUAGUUGGGGAAUGAGAGUAAGCGUGAGGCCUUCAGGAGUUACUACCAGUGUGGGACAUUUCUAAAGUACAAUGAGCAUGUUCAGGAGCAGAAAUGUUCAGGGGCGGUUGUAAAGACACUAAAUUAGGGAUUUCAUUUUAACCACUCUUUUUAGUUCCUGAACACCUCACAGUUGUUUUAGUUAUUUAGCUGUUAACGUUCCAGAAUAAAAAUGACCGCGGGGCAUUGAGCGACAGAAAUAAGGCAGAUUUAAAUAAGCUAGUAUGAGGUGUUCAGGAACCAAAAUGAGCGUAGGGAAUUUUAGACUGAAGCCAGCUCCUGAACGCCUCACAUUUAUAUUAGUUCUUUGACUGUCAAAAAUGAUGGUGAGAUAUUCAGGAAUAGAAAUAAGUGUGAUGUGUUCAGGGACUCAAAUAAGCAGGGCAAUUAAAGAGCCAAAAUAAGCAUGGGGCAUUCAGGAGUUAAAACCAGUGUAGGACAUUUUGAAACUGAACAAAAUUUUGAACAUUUAGCAAAAAGAAAAGACUUGAAUUAAUUUGAGGCGAAAUAAGUAUGGGGCAUACAGAAACUACGAUAAAGAUUAUGGACUGAAAGAAGCUUAGGAGGCAUUCAAGAACUAAAAUAUGUGUUGGAACCAAAAUGGGAUGUACAUGGAGUCUCUUUAUUGUGGGGCGUUCAUGAUUUAAAGAGCGACAAAUUGUAGUUUUAGCCCAUAAAAAUACAAAUCGUUAAAUAGUUUUUCUUCUAACUCUGUGACUAGAAGCAUUCUUUUUUCUCCAUAGCCCGAUAUUUGACUUUCUAUCAUCAGACCUUGAGCUGGAGAGGACAGUGAAUGCAGCACGGAGAAGCAUAUAAAAGUAUAUUAAAGAAAAGAGUUAUAGAGCGUCACUCACAGGCAGUUUCAUCGUUAAAUUUAAAAGAUAAACAUUAAUAAAUAGAAGAGACUUCAUUACCCAUAAUUCCUUAGUGCUCCUGCUGAGUGCAGCAGGUUCACGACUCUGACAGCAGGUGGAGCUGUUGGUCCGCUCACCUGGACUCCACCACCUGAAACUGAAAACUCACUUAUUAAAGGCGGUAUUGUGACAACACUAAACACUGCAGACUGUGUGUGCGUGUGUGUGUGUGUGUGUGUGUGUGUGUGUCUGUGUGUGUGUGUGUGAGAGAGAGCUUUGCCACCUGAUGACAUCAUCACCGUCCAAUCCCGUGCAGCUUCCUGUGUGUGUUGUCGUUUGUUCAGCAGAAGAAGAAGCUGCUUCCUGCCAAAGAUGUUUCUGUGUGUGUGUGUCAAACCUGUACGUCUGUAUUUGUGAGGACCAGGACGAAUUUUCUGCCAUGUGAGGACGUUUUGGGGAAAUGAGGACAUUUUAACUUUUAGGGCAAACCUUCAUAGGGCCAUCGGGACGCUCUUUUGGGAUCAUCAUCAUGUCCGCAGGGGUCCCUACAAUGUCUCUUGUGUUUUAUUUUGUGUCUUACGUUGUGAGGACCUGUUGGAUUUUUGUGCCAUGUGAGGAUAUUCUGCGUGGUCCUCACUUUAGGACAAAACUUUAAAAGGCCUUUCUUUUACAAUUGGGAGCCAGUUAAAGUUAGAGGACUGGAAAAGCUUCACAUCCACGAGGGCAUGAGUUUGUGUUGCUGUACGUCUAGUUUUGUGAGGACCAGUUCUGUUUUUACACCAUGUGAGGUCGUUCUGUAUGGUCCUCACAUGGAGACAAACCUUUCGAAGGGCUGUUCUUUUAGGAUAAGAAUUGGGCUAAGUUAGAAGACUGGCUUGGCAUCAAAUCCACAAUGGUGCCUACAGUGCGUUUGUUUUGUAUGUCGAUCUUCGUGAAGACCAGAUUGAGUUUUAGACCAUGUGGAAACUUAUUGUGUUGUACAAGCCUGGGACAAACCUUAGAAGGGGGCUUAAGGGUUUAUUUAGGUUCAGGUUCAGGUUGAAGUUAAGGGCGGUUUGUCUCUGAUGGUCUCCACAAUGUGUUUGUGUUCUUGUUUGUCUAUGUGUGGAUUUCAGGCUUGGUCAGGACAUUUUGUGCAGACCUCACUUUGGCCUUUAGCUGUGGGAUGGGGGGUUCUUUAGGAUCAGGAAAGGGUUCAGUUUCGAGGGCUGGCAUGGCAUCUGAUCCAAACAGGUCUCCACAGUGGGUAUUUGCUAUCUUUGUGGGGUUCAGUUGGAGUUCAGGACCAUGUGAGGGCAUUUUGUGCAGUCAUCUUUGUGUGAAGAACUUCAGUGAGCUGAUGGGGGUUAAAAGUUGGUUUUAGGAUUCAUUUGGGAUCAGGAUCAGGUUUAUUUUCGGGGCCAUAUACGUGAAAUCCCUCACAAUAUGCGUAUGUGUUGUUGUUCGUCUAACUUUAAGAGGACCAGUGUGGAUUUAAAGCCAUGUGAGAACAUAUUUUUGGACGGUUUCAGAUUGUAUUGUAGGGUUUAUUUCUAUCAGGUUUAAAGUUGGCUAACCAUAUCAUAGAGGAUCCUCAUAAUGUGUGUAUGUCCCUGUACAUCCACCUUUGUGAGGACAUUUGGUUGUCAUCCUCACCCCUUCAGUGGACUGUUCAAAGGUUCAGACUUGGUUUUAAGGUUCAAGGUAAACCCAGGUUCAGGUGAAUGAGGGUCCUCACAUGUAUAGGCAGAAAAUGUGUGUGUGUGUGUGUGAGAGAGAGAGAGAGAGAGGGCUCGGAGCUGUGUAUUAAUGUGUGUGUACAGUAGACGGCAGUAGAUCUGAUGUAGAUUAAACUCAGCUCGUUGUAAGCUCCCUGUCUGUCCUGAAGGGGGCGUCAGCGCUCUGCACGUCCAAUCAGAGAGCUGCAUUCCAGACGGCUGCUGUUGGAGGUCUGGUGGAGGUUUUAUCUGAUUUUAUUUGGAUGUCAGAGAAUGUGAAGGAAACACCAGAUGUUUUCUAUCAGACUGCAGAAAUAUAAUAAACACUGAACACAAUGAA
This is a messenger RNA of Acanthochromis polyacanthus (spiny chromis), 6758 nucleotides long. It is a transcript of the gene ece2b, whose product is annotated as endothelin converting enzyme 2b. The transcript has 19 exons. Gene Ontology annotation, cellular component: plasma membrane. The coding region runs from base 249 to 2540 and encodes 763 amino acids. Gene Ontology annotation, biological process: protein processing. Gene Ontology annotation, molecular function: metalloendopeptidase activity. The record is from RefSeq and is a predicted model, not a curated record. NCBI's taxonomy places the organism in Eukaryota, Metazoa, Chordata, Actinopteri, Pomacentridae.